Hansenula anomala is the source of this 1624-nucleotide messenger RNA. It is a transcript of the gene MRH4, whose product is annotated as ATP-dependent RNA helicase. The transcript is spliced from 2 exons. Lineage: Eukaryota; Fungi; Ascomycota; Saccharomycetes; Phaffomycetales; Wickerhamomycetaceae. The coding region runs from base 1 to 1617 and encodes 538 amino acids. Gene Ontology annotation, molecular function: nucleic acid binding; ATP binding. The record is from RefSeq and is a predicted model, not a curated record.
AUGAGCACAAGAAAGAGGAAACCUCAAACUAGAAACUCUUUUGAAAGAAAAAAGACAUUACAAGUUCCUGUUCGUUUUGAAAGAGAGCGUAAGAGCUCUAGACCGCAAUCAUCACCAAGAACUAAUAACAGAAGAUCUGAUGAAUCUCAGUCUCCAAAGCUUGGAUAUGGGAGAUUCUCAGGUUUGAAAGAGAUCAAAACAGAAGAUACCAGAAAUGCAGAAAACUUGGUCUCUAAGAUUGAAACUUUUGAUGCCUUGAAACUAUUACCUGAAGUUCGUGCUGCUGUUUUGGAGAAUAUUAGAAAGAAAACCAUUUUAAAUAAAAGUUUAACUCCAAAUCAAGAAGAGGAACAACUUGUGAAUAUAAAACCAACACCUAUUCAAGUUGCAGCUAUAAAAGUUAUCUCCCAAUAUCUAGAAAAACCAGCAUUGUCAACAUUUGCCAUUGCUGCUGAGACUGGGUCAGGUAAAACUUGGGCAUAUAUGGCGCCAUUAAUUGAUGGAUUGAAACGUGAAGAACUGGAUGAAUCAUGGGCUAGAACAGCAGAUAAGGCAAUCAUUAGAGCUGUUAUUGUGGUUCCAACUCAUGAAUUAAUUGAUCAAGUUUAUGAACAAACAAUAGAUGCUCUAGAUGCUUUGAACUUGAAGUGUUUCAAGUGGACUUCAGCAACGAAAUAUGAAGAUUUUGUUGAUGCUUUAAAGAAUAGAAUUGACGUGUUGAUUGCUACACCUGGUAAACUGAAUAGAAUCGAAAGCAUUAGAAUGAUCAAAAGACCACAAUAUGUUUUCUCUAGAACUAGAUACAUGGUUAUUGAUGAAGCUGAUACUUUAAUGGAUGCAUCAUGGAUUGAUGAUACUUGUGAUGCUAUCAAACGUUUACCUUCAGUGCAAAACUUGGUUUUCUGCACAGCUACAAUUCCAAAGGAAUUCAACAAUACAAUGGAUAAAUUGUUCCCAACUGCUAUUAAAAUCACCACACCUUCGUUACAUAGAUUACCAAAGACUAUCAAGUUCAGUUUGAUUGAUGCUAGUGUUCAACCAUACCAAGGCUCCAAGAUUAAAGCUUUGGCACAAGCUUUAUAUGCCAUCCAUCGUGAUGGUUCUGAAGAAGGUUAUGAAAAAAGAUGCAUUGUUUUCGUCAAUGAAAGAAAAGAUAUUGAAAAAAUAGCUAUGAGCUUAAGAGAUACAUAUAAUCAUGACGUGACCACCUUAACAGGUGAAGAUUCACCAGAGGAUAGACAAUCAAAAGUUGCGGUCUUUAUAAAUCCCCCAAGAAGGUUAGAAGAUAUACCUGUUGAAACUGAGGAUGAUAGUCAAAAUGUUGCAUUACCAGAUUCUAAUAUCAUUUUGAAGAAAGGUACAGGAGCUAAAAAAAGGGAAGGAAGCUUGAAGGUUUUGGUUACUUCUGAUUUAUUGGCAAGAGGUUUAAAUUUUAGUGCUGUUAGAAAUGUUAUCUUGUAUGAUGUUCCUAAUACUUCAGCUGAUCUUUUGCAUAGAGCUGGUAGAACUGGAAGAAUGAAUCAAGCUGGUAGAGUGUUUUUGAUCAUUGAUAGAAAAUCAGAACCUUGGGUCAAGAGAUUACCAAGUAUUGUUAGAGCUCAUGGUUUAAUUACCUGAAGGAUUU